Messenger RNA from Esox lucius (northern pike), 1217 nucleotides. RefSeq names its product cutC copper transporter homolog (E. coli) (gene cutc). Gene Ontology annotation, molecular function: copper ion binding. NCBI's taxonomy places the organism in Eukaryota, Metazoa, Chordata, Actinopteri, Esociformes, Esocidae. The coding region runs from base 178 to 933 and encodes 251 amino acids. The record is from RefSeq and is a predicted model, not a curated record. The transcript is spliced from 9 exons.
CGUAUGGCUACAAUUGCGGAUAUAGCUACAGACAUUUAAAUGAGUCCUUUUGACAUAACAGCAGGACGAAUAAUCGAUCACUGAUAGGGUAAAAAAAUAAUGUGCGCGACCGAUUUUCGAAGGAAGUGUUGAAUCCUGGCUGGUGAAGACUAAAACUGGCAAAUUGACAAGUUAGUGAUGGCAGAGGGCUUUUUGAUGGAGGUAUGUGUGGACAGUGUGGAGUCUGCCAUCAACGCAGAGAGAGGAGGUGCUGGUCGGCUAGAGCUGUGUUCUAGUUUACUAGAGGGGGGAAUCUCCCCCAGUAUAGGUCUGCUGCAGGUGGUGAAGCAGUAUGUGCGUAUUCCGGUCUACACCAUGAUCCGUCCACGUGGAGGGGACUUCCUGUACUCAGACCGUGAGGUGGAGGUGAUGAGGAAAGAUAUUGAGCUGGUGAAGAGUCACGGGGCAGAUGGACUGGUGCUAGGAGCUCUGACUGAGGAUGGGAGAGUAGAUGCUGAACUCUGUAUGGAACUGCUAGCUGUGUCUCGUCCUCUACCUGUCACUUUCCACAGAGCCUUCGACAUGGUGCAUGACCCAGUGGUUGCCUUGGAAACUCUGGUGUCUUUGGGAUUUGAGCGUGUUCUGACCAGUGGCUGUGACUGUUCAGCUCUGGAAGGUCUGCCUCUCAUCAAACGGCUGGUGGAACAGGCUAAAGGGAGGAUAACAAUUAUGCCUGGAGGGGGUAUCACAGAACGGAAUCUACAGAGGAUUCUGGAAGGUUCUGGGGUUCUGGAGUUCCAUUGCUCUGCCCGCUCCAGUAAGGACUCUUCCAUGAAAUUCCGAAACUCCUGUGUAAACAUGGGCGCCUCAUUGACAGCUUCGGAGUAUGGCCUGAAGGUGGCAGAUGUGUGCAAAGUACGCACUCUGAAUGCUAUAGCCAAGAACACCUUGUAAUAAUGACACACACCUGAACUGCCUGUAUGGCUGCUGGAUAGCUCUGUCUUGAGCCCCUAUGGAUAGUAAGACCUCCUGGUCCUAUUGAGCAUAAUUCAAUAUUGUAUUGUAUUGCACUAUAGGGAAUAAGGCACCAUGUACAGCAAAUUGCUAUAAAUAUUAGCAAAGCGUAAUUUUAUUAAAUCCAGUUAUUGUUUGAAAAUAUAAAUUGAUAAAAUGUGUGGGGGGGGGGGGUCAUGCUUUUAUUGUGAAUUACUGUUCAAAGUGGUUAUUAAAACAUGCCC